Amoebophrya sp. A120 is the source of this 2779-nucleotide messenger RNA. The record is from the annotation of a GenBank genome assembly. Lineage: Eukaryota; Dinophyceae; Syndiniales; Amoebophryaceae.
AUGUUUCCCGUGAAGUUUGUGGAUAAUUUGGAUGGGCUGUCCAAAGGAACAGAAAUCUAUAAGCGGCUGACCCGCAUACGCGAUAAAAAGGACCGGCAUCGUAUCCCUUUCAAAAACGUCGCAGGCCCAUACUUGCAAUAUGCACGUGCAAGAAGUCCACGGCGUCGUUUCUAGCAUUUGAUGACGGCACCAAAUCGUGAAUUCGGAUCAGCCGCAUAAAAACAAAAUGAGGCAUUGUCGUUGAGUUGUUCUUACACACGAAGGGCAUUUGAGAAUUAAUGCAUCAACCCCAAUCGCGGCCAGCAUUCUACUUGUAGCCAAUCGCCACGACGCUUACGCUUUUGUACGUAGCAGGGAACAAGAGCUAGUAAUCGUCAGAACCUAGUACGACCCCAAAGCCGCGUCUUGUACUUGAUUAGUCUACAGCGACAGCUUGGGCAGUAUGCGGUCUGGGCUGCGUUUUUCCACACGAUGCCGCUUUCUCUCGCGUACUGCAACCUGACGGAUGCCGCCAUCCCGAACAUUCUGAACUACACAUGGCUCACUCGGCUCGACCUCGGGUACAACAAUUUACAGAGCAUUCCGGCCGAGGUGUCUCUGCUCGAGAACCUCCAAGAGAUUUUAGCCCAGGACAACCCGCUUUUGUUCAAACUCCCAGUGAGCCUCGCUACGUUGAAAGAUCUCCGCGUGUUGGACGUUCGCAAUACCUCAGUCUUCGAGAUUCCGAGGGAGUACGCCGACCUCCAGCAUUGCUUAAAAGGUGCGCCGCGAUAGAUAUCAUCGAUGUGGUUUAGCUUUUGGUUCGCGAUUAGAGAUCACAAGCGACCGAUGUCGCCGAGACCUGUAGGCACUGUUCAAGUUGAAGGUUUAAGAAAGAUAGUGAUAAACUUAGACAAAGAAGAUGACCUGCAAGAGCAUGAUGCAACGUUUUUUGCAAAAAUUGCAUUCGAACUGAUUUGAAAUCCCGCAGAACUGAACCUCACCGGAUGCCCGCUGAAGCAGAAUCUGCGGAUAGCAUACGGGAAGGGCUAUAUGAGUUUGUUUCAGUAUUUGCGCCGCAAGAACGAUCGCCGCAAGUUCAAGAAGGAGUUGUUUCGCCAGUUUCGCGAGGAUCUGUACCCUUUCGACGCCCCGGAUCUGCUGCAGAAAAAGGUGGACACGAUCUUCAGCCACAUGAAGGACUUCACCAGCUUCGAUCUUCGCAAACUUGUUCGCCACGCGCCACGAAUUCUGCCGGACGCACUCGGAGACAUUGUCGAAGCACACUCGCGAGAAAAAAUAUUUCAAAUAGUGGAAGAGGACCAGGGGAUGCAGUAUGUUGGGAAGCUCGCGUUGGUGUUGCGCGCCUUGUACUGCGACUCUCCAUUCGAAUUUGCUGCAAACCUAGCGCACGAUAUAUUCGUGCACUUUGUACCCGAGGACGUUCAGCAAAUCUUCUCGAAGGACAAACAGUACAUUCUGGAAAAGGACUACAAAAAAGUGUCACUGGAUAACAUCCGCGAAAACCUUACACACUUGAGAAAUGCGAGAUGGUACUCUCUAACUUUGAUAUCAUGCUUUCUUCGUGGUGGACGUUGAUGUGGUUAUGCUUGCGAGGAGGUCGCAAAUGUUUCUUAGCCUCGUUCUGGUGCUGUGUGGUAAUGAAUGCGCCCGUCUUGAGGAGCGCCACCUCCGCGACAAGUACUUUAUGUAAAAGCUCGAGUUGGUGGUCGCUAGACACGAAGAGCAGCGUUCCCGGCUAGCCACAUAUAUAAUUUCAUCCCGUUUCAUCAAUAAUUUUGAUUUACCGUCCCAAGCUCAAGAUGUUUGCUUCUGCGUACUAGGUGAAGAAUCCGCUGGCUGCAUUAGCUAGUACACUAGCCAUCAACACCUGGUAAGUAGUGCGUAGCAGUAGUACUUCCUAUUCAAUACUAGCAGAGGCAGAGCUGCGAGAAAACGGCGCUCCUCGAAUUCGUUCUGAAUUACCAUACACACGCACGAACCACAGGUACCGGUCCAUUUGCGCACGCAUACGCACUAUCAGUUGCAAAAUAUAUGUCUGGCUCUGCAAGAUUCAUUUACAUUUAGGUUGCUGCAAGUGUUUCUAUGCGUGUCGGUGUCUGGUAUGAGUAUGACUAGCAUCUCUGUGAUGCAUGUUUGUCAACCAAUACCAAAAGCCCAGGAGCUUGUCUGUGAUGCAAAAACGCAACCUGUCGUGCUCGAACAAGACACGCAACAGAAAAGAGUCCGUCAUGCUUCGCUGUUUAUUGCAGGUUGCUCUUUGGUGCUGGUCGUGACCAGCUAGCAUGGCAAAUUUUGGGGCCCAGACGUGUUUGUAAUGCAUACGCACAAUGUAUAUGGCAUCCGACGCCGUGACGGACGAGUGGGUCGACAUAUGCAUUGCAAAAGAAAAAGUAUCGUACUGGUAUAAAUCGCAAUUUACAAAUUAGUUUAGCAUUGCAAAUAAAAUAGAAAUUUGUAAUGCUGUUUCGCCUUAGGAAAGAGAUUUGUCAUGCAUAGCAGCAAUUGCUACGGAGUGCGAAUGCGAUACUUUUGCAGUGGAUACGAUCGAAUUUUCGACCAUUGCCUGGAAUCUGCGAAGCACGAUAAGGAGGUCGUCAACGAGGGCCUCGAGAAGGCCCUCCCUCUCACGUUUCCCGAGGCAGUCGAAGCGAUCGAGGAUGGUCUUUACUUUCCCUUUGGGCAACAGCUGGCGCUUGGGGACAACGCGCUCGACGUCAGUAUGGAAGACGUCGGCGAAGAGGGUGAGGACAGUCCUGGCUCGAACGGAGACGAGUGA